CUUAAAAGUUUAUAUUUGUUGUUGUUAUAUUUUUAAAAUUUGCUUAUUUUUUAUUUUUUUAAUAAACAUGAUCUAGUGAACAAUGUAUUGCAGUAUUUUUAUGCUGCAAUUAUCACAUAUUAAGUCCGUCCAUUUUAUUUUAUUAUUUAAUUAAUACUCUAUAAUUUUGAAUUAUGGAUAAUUACAAAAAUAUUUCAGACCAAAGCAACACCAGUGCCUGUUUUGUAUGUGCAAUUAAAGAAAAUUUAUGUAUUGUAUCAGAAAAUUUGGAGGAAAAUGAUGUCUUUAUGAAACUAUUUAAAUUAGAGCCCAGUCAAGAAAUAAAAAGAUAUAUUUGUGUUAUAUGUUUAAAACCAGUUAAAGAAAUUUGUCAAUUUAUAUAUAUUACACAAAUGAAGAGAAACUUAAAAGAUAAUAAUAUGAAUGAUGUUUGUAAAGUAUGUUUCCAGUCGGAAAAAUUAAUUUCAUUUCCUCCACAUUUACUUGAUGUUUUCAGAAGUAUAUUUUACGGAGAGGUAAAAUACAACUGCUCUGAAGAAUAUAUAUGUAACAAGUGCCUUAUUGAAUUAGAAAAUAUAUCAAAUUUUAUAUUAUUUGUUAAAAGUAAUAAAGAGUCUAUAAUUUACAAAAUCCCAGUUAAAUAUGAAUUUAGUUAUACGCAAGUUACAGAAGAUAUUGUUGAAAAUAAAGAAAUUUCAAAAGAUUUGGCUAUUGUUAAGUCCGUUGAAAUAAAAGAGGAACCUUUACAGGAUGAUGAUGACGAUGAUAUAUUUGAAGAAACAGAAUCAUUAUUUAAAAAUGAAGAUGCUUCUGUUAAAUUUGAAAAUAAUAAUAAUUUUGAUUUAAAAGCCGAAGAAAUUAAAAUAGAGGAUUACAAGGAAUUCACACACCCUGAAGACUAUCAUUUGCAUCCUGUGCUCAAGUGUGAGGUUGAAGAUGAAGGUAUCCAAUGUAACUAUGAUGAAAUAAUACCUCUUAAGUGUUCAGUCUGUGGCAGAUCUUUUAAAACUACAAGAGACUUAGUAAAUCACUUGCAGCAAAGAUUGCGGUGCCGAUAUCAAGUCCCAUUUGUUGCUCAAUAUUGGAAAUCAUUUGUUCAAAAAGUGGCCAAACCUUUUAGAUGCCUUGUGUGCCUUAAAUAUUUUUCCUCUGUUAAGCGAAAAAUCGACCACAUCAAACAACAUUUUAAAGCCGGAUGUGUAGUUUGUCCCAUUUGCGGUAAACUAUUUACCAAAGAAAAAGAGUACUAUAAUCAUUUCCGCCACCAUCUAACCAAACAACUGCCUCUGAAAUGUAAAUCAUGUCCUAGAAAGUUUCCGACAAAACUAAUCUACUUAAAACAUCUCACGAAGCACAAGCAAAGGAAGAAGAAACAGUAUCGAUGUGUAAGAUGUAAGCAGCCCUUAUCCAGUGAGAUGUAUCUGAGGAAACAUUUGAAGAAGACAGUUAAAUGUCCGUAUUGUGAUGCAGUUUUCUGCAUCAAGGCACAACUGGCUAGCCAUCUUCGGUCUCAUAUAGAGUCGGAACGUUACCAAUGUGCGGAAUGUUCGCGUUCUUUCAACCACAAAGGUAAUCUGGUAAAACAUUGCAGAACACACACAGGAUACAGACCUUGCGUAUGCAAAAUAUGUCUAAAAGGCUUCUCCCGUAUCGAUUAUUUACGCAAGCAUUACAUUAGCAUCCAUAACCAAGAGAUGGAAAGGACACGUAAACAGUACACAUAUAAGAAAAAACGACAAAUGCAAAAGCAAAAAGAAAAUUCCGCCAGUAAAAGCGUCGAAGGCUUCAGUUGCGACAUUUGCAAUAAAACCUAUCCUUCCAAAACAUCUUUGUCGUCUCACAUUAGAGUCCACAACAGCGGCAAAUCGUUUCAAUGUAAUGUGUGCGGAAAAUCGUUUGCCUACAAAGGUUUACUUAACGGUCACAUGAAAAUCCAUCUCGGUUACAAACCAUUCGCUUGUACGUUGUGUCCCAAAACCUUCAUCAAACGCAACGAUCUAACCAGGCACACAUUUACGCACACGAAGGAAAGAAACUUUAGAUGUGAGAUAUGCUACCAAGCGUUCGCCAGGAAAGACGUUCUUCGGCUGCAUCUCAGAAACCACACAGGCCAAAGACCCUACCAAUGCGACGGUUGCUUGAAGACUUUCACCCAGAAAUCCAAUAUGACGCACCAUCUUAAAAGGUGUAAGGCUGUGGACAAGUAGAUAAGUAUUCUUCAUUUCUUUAAAGAAUUAUCGUAUAAUAGGAUCCUGUAGGUCUAGAAGGGAACUUAAAAUUGUAUGUGUACGAGGGUACGAUGAUAAGUUCUUUGCUGACAUAUAGUUGGCAUUGUUAGUAGGCUAUUGAUUAUGUUCAAAAUAAGAUAGCUAAAAGGAACUACAACGUUAACGUGAUUUUAUUGUUUCAUAUGGUCAAUGGACAUCUAAAUUUGAAAAAGCCGCGAAGUGCUACUAUUUAAAUGGGUGCGUUUUUGAGAAAGGAGGGAAUUAGUCCCUAUCCACAGGGUGAAUUAGGGUGAGUUCUAUGCACUUUUGGUACAAACACGUCUACAGGAAAAUUGUUGCAGGAUAAAUUAGCUAUCGAAAUAUUACAUUUUACAGUCAAAAGUAUUUUUUGUUCACAAAAAUUUACUCAAAAGAAAGCCAAAAAAAAACAUGAAAGAAAGCAAUUUCGUUUUUUGCCUCAUAACUUUUUUCCACAGUUUUUCCAUAACCUCGAUCCUUCCUCUUUGAAAUGACGUUUGCCAGAAGGCUCUAAGAUUUAUAGUUUCCGAAAUAGGAUUUUUCAAAAUUCGCCACUCACAAUAUUUUUGGGCCAUUUUCCCCAAUAUUUGGCAAACAUCGUUCUGUAACUUUUUUCUAUGCAUUUCUAGAUAUAUGCAAUCACACAUUUAGUAGAAAGAGAAGUCAAUUACCUUUAAAACGGUCUAUUGUAUAAGGUUGUAUAGUCUGUUCGCUAAACUCGGACGCAACUUUCUAGAUGUUUUAGUUGGUAAUUUUGCGAAUUUUAGUAAAAUUGGCAAAAAAUAAUUACUAAAUAGUUAAUAAUCACUAAAUAGUUAGUAAUUUUGUCAAUUUUUGCAAAAUUGGCAAAAAACAAAAAAAUUAUCGACUAAAAUAUCUAGCCAGUUGCGUCUGAGUUUAGCGAACCGACUAUAUGAAUAAUUUUAAGCAAGUUAUGCUUUUCAAGGUUUUAUACUUUUAAUGAUUUUUGAUAUUUUUUAUGAUUAUUUUUAAAAUUUUUCAUUAUGACUUUUUUCCUUGUACAUUUAGGUACAUAUAUAUACAUUAUGAAAUAAGAAAAACAUAUUUUCUGUACUUUAAAAUGGUGUAUUGCAAAAAAUUCUAGGACUAUUUUUAAACAAGAUAUCCGUAGUAUUUUUUUUUUCAAUUAGAGGAAUAUAAUUGCAUACUAUAACAUAAUUUUUAAUUCCAAAUAACUUUUCUUAACACUUUUCGGUAUUGUGAAAUAUAAAGGUACUUUACUCUUGAGCGAAAUUCAUAUUUUUAACAUACCUCGUACACUAUUGAUAAAAUUUUAUAUCUGAUGAUUGUAUCUUAUGUCUUAGGCUAUGCAGAGAAUUUUAUAGGAAUAACUUUUUUUCAUAAAGUUAAUAAUAAAAAGGUUUUCCAUUAGGUUCCAACUUAGUGGGACCUAUUGCAUGCGUAUAUGUCACACUUUGAAAAAGCAUAUCUUAUUUAAAAAAUAGUCCAAUAAUUUUUUACAAUAAACCAUUUUAAAGUAAAGAAAAUAAGCUUUCUUUUGCACAAUGUAUAUACCGAAAUAUACAAUAAUGAAAGUUAUAAUGAGAAAUUUAAAAAUAAUCGUAAAAUACAUCAAACAUCAUUAAAAGUAUAAUACUUUGAAAAGCCAUACCUUGCUUAAAAAUAGUCAUAUAGCCUUCUACUAUAGACCAUUUUAAAGGCAAUUGACUUUUAUUCCUAUUAAAUGUAACACUGCAUAUACCUAAAUCUAAGUAGAAAAAAGUUACAGAACAAUGUUUGCGAAGUAACAAGGAAAAUGUCCCAAAAUCGCUGUGAGUGGCAAACUUUGAAAAAUCAUAUUUUGAAAACUAUAAAUCGUAGGGACUUCUACUGAACGUCAUUUUAAAGAAGAAGGAUGAUAGUUUUUUUUUCUGUGAAGCAAUGUCUAUACCUCUACCCCGAGAAAAAAAGUUAUGGGGCAAAAAACAAAAUUGCUAUCUUUCGUGUUUUUUUCUUGCUUUUCUUUUGAGUAUAAUUUUGUAAAAAAAAAUAUUUUUGACUUUAAAAUGUGAUAUUUCGAUAGUAAAUUUAACCUGGAACAAUUUGCCUGUAAAUGUUUUUGCACCAAAAGUGCAUAGAACUCACCCUAAUUCGCCCUGUCCCUAGGGACUAAUUUACCCCAUUCUCAAAAAUGCACCCCUUUAAAUGGUAGCACUCCGCGGUUUAUUCAUAUUUAGGGGUAAAUUGACUAUAUGAAACAAUAAAAUCCCGUUAACGUUGUAGUUCCUUUCUAAAAUACAUAAUCAAUAGCCUAACAGUAACGAAAUCAGGGUUGACAAAAACCAAGGUUUUUCCAAGAAACAAAAAAAAUAAGUUUUUUGCUUUAAACCAGGUUUAUUUGAUACAAAGUCUAAGUGCUUUAAAAACAAAUAAAUUAUUUUAUAAAAUAAUGGUAAUAAACAAUGAAAAACAUGAUAAAGGCAACUUUUAUUUUUUUUUACAUGCACAAAAAAUUAAUAUAACAAAAAACAUCUUCAAGAGUAAUAAUAUUCAAAAUAACUAAGUUCGAAAAUACAAAAAUAUGAUUUAUUUAUCUCCAUUUUCUUCAUUUUUUUCUCCAAAAACACCUGUUUGAAGGCUUUUGCUGUACCCAAACCUGUUUCGAAGUUGCGACUCCACUAGCCCAAAGGAAGAAAAAAGAAUGUGUGUGUACUUUGUACGCACGUAAGAAGUUAUACUUCUAUUAUAAUAUAAUUUCAACGAAAUAAAUAUACUUUCAACAGGUUAUUUGUAUUUAAAGAUUAAACUAAUUUUUACUUACUACUUUCCAAAAAUUUUUAUUAAAUCAAUACUAAAAUAAAAAAAAAAGUUAGGUAACACACGGAUUCGAACCAGGGACCUCUCGAUCUCCGGUCGAACGCGCUACCACCGAGCUAAACUCCCUUUGCUUUGACAGCUUACAAGAUUUCUCAUAGAUACUGGCAAAUUUAAUAGACCAAGUGAGGUAUAAAAAUACUUUAAAAUUUAAAGUAAAUAUCUCAGGUGCAACAAAAUCGAUCCACUAAAAAUUUGGUCAUUUUUGAAGUUUCGAAUUUCCUAAACCUGUUGUUGGAUUUAACUGAUUUUUUUACCACGUUAUAGCCUUAUUCAUUGACAAUAUCGCUGUAAUAAUAUUGUUGCUAGACAGUCAAUCUGUCAUUGUAUACCGGGUGUACGAAUCAAACUGUGCCUUUUUCUCAAAGUUCGCAUCACCCUGUGGACUAUCACAUAAAAGGAAAGAUUGAGGGCAAGAGAGGAGUAGGUCGCAAAUGUGGUGGCUGCGAAAUAUAAAGAACUGACAGGCAUAAAUAACACUGGCUAACUUUUGCAUACCGCAUAAUUCAGACCUUUGGAUGCGUUCUUGAAAAUCUUGAAAAUUUGUACAGUGCGAAGAAUACUGAACAUCCUAUGAAGAUUUUAUAGAGCCGAAAGAUAAUUGGAGGUCUUAGAAUAAUAGAAGAUAUUGAAGAAAAAAGAUAAUGUUCAAGUAAAAUAUGUUUUAUAGGCUCAAAAAUGAUGAUGACGUCGGAUGACCGACGGUUACAGAUGAUGGACAAAAGAAGAGAAUCCAAGCGGAAAGACUAUGUUGCAUAUCAGUUUCUAGAUAAAGAGAUAAAAAAGCUGCCAGAGAAGCUAAAAACAGAAAUCUGGAAGAACAGUGUGAAGAAAUCGAGAUAUUGGAACGUAAACACGAUUCCUUCAACCUCCACAAAAAGAUCAAAGAAGCAGCCGGCAUCUAUAAAUCAAAAAGGUCGGGACACUUAACAGACGCUCAAGGAAAUCCAAUAGUUGAUAUUGAAGAAACAAAAACAACAUGGAUGAACUAUGUGACAACAACAUUUGAAGACGAUAGGAUUGUCACCAUCACACAAAAUGAAAAUGACGCUACCGGACCACCUAUUCUCGAAGCGGAAGUAGAAUCUGCUAUAAACAAUAUUAAGGAGGGAAAAGCCGCAGGACCAGACGAGUUCUACUCAGAAUUUUUGAAAAUUAUGGAUAAAGACGAAGUCAAAAGACUUACCUUGAUCUUCAACAAUACAGGGUGUAACAAAAAUACAGGUCAUAAAUUAAAUCACAAAUUCUAGGCCCAAAAAUAGUUCCAAUGAACCUAACAUACCUUAGUACAAAUAUGCAUAGAAAAAAAGUUAUAGCCCUUUGAAGUUACAAAAUAAAAAUCGAUUUUUUCGAAUAUAUCGAAAACUAUUAGAUAUUUUUUAUCGAAAAUGGAUGUGUGGCAUUCUUAUGACAGGAGCAUCUCAAAGAAAAAUUAUAAUGCAAUUUGUGCUCCCCAUAAAAAUUUUAUGGGGGUUUUGUUCCUGUAACCCCCCCAAACUUUUCUGUACGUUCCAUUUAAAUUAUUAUUGUGAUACCAUUAGUUAAAUUCAAUAUUUGUAAAACUUUUUUGGCUCUUAGUAUUUUUUCGAUAAGGCAGUUUUUAUCGAGUUGCAGCUUCUUUUUUAAUAUGUUUACAUAAAAAUUUUAUGGGGGUUUUGUUCUUUUAAACCCCCCAAAUGUUUGUGUACGCUCCAAUUAAACUAUUACUGCGAUACCAUUAGUUAAACAAAAUGUUUUUAAAACUUUUUUGCCUCUUUGUAUUUUUUCGAGAAGGCACCUUUUAUCGAGAUAUGGCUUCUUUUUUAAUACGGUUCAAAAUAUACCUAAAAAUGUAAAUCAUACAUAAAUUUUCAUAUUAUCACAAAGUCUCCAUAAUCGUACUUAACAUAAUACAAAUAUGUGGUGGAUUUGACAAAUAUUCAAAAUAUCUCGAUAAAAACUGACUUUUCGAAAAAGUACUAAGAGCCAAAAAAGUUUUACAAAUAUUGUGUUUAAGUAAUGGUACUACAAUAAUAAUUUAAUUGGAACGUACACAAAAGUUUGGGGGGGUUUAAAGGAACUAAACCCCCAUAAAAUUUUUAUAGGGUGUCCAAAUUUCCCUAUAAUAUUUUCUUAAGAUGCUACUGUCAUAAGAAUGUUAUAUGUCCAUUUUCAAUAAAAAAACUUUAAUAGUUUUCGAUAUAUUGAAAAAAAUUGAUUUUCAUUUUGUAACUUCAAAGGGUUGUAACUUUUUUUAUAUGCACAUUUGUACUAAGGUAAGUUAGGUUCAAUCAAACUAUUUUUGGUCCUAGAAUAUGUGGUUAAAUUUAUGACCUGUAUUUUCGUUACACCCUGUAUAUACCAAAGUGGAAAAAUAUCCCAACAGUGGCUAAGAUCAACUUUUAUAACAAUCCCUAAAAAACCCAGUGCCAAAAAAUGUGAAGAUUAUCGAAUAAUAAGCCUUAUGAGCCAUCUCCUGAAAACUCUUUUAAAAAUUAUACAUAAAAGAAUAUAUAAAAAGUGUGAAGAACACAUGACAAACACACAAUUUGGCUUCAGGAAUGCAUUGGGUACUCGAGAGGCACUUUUUGCAAUACAAGUUCUCUUUCAAAGAUGUAGAGACGUGAAUUGUGAUAUAUAUGUGUGUUUUGUUGAUUACCAGAAAGCGUUCGAUAGAAUAAAACAUGACGAACUGAUGAAAAUAUUAAAUUAAAUUGGUCUAGACAGCAGAGAUCGCCGUAUAAUAAACAAUAUCUAUUACGAACAAACUGCAGCUGUUAGAGUAGGGGAUCAGUUAACAGACGACAUAAAGAUAAAAAGAAGUGUGCAACAGGGAUGUAUAUUGCCCCCAUUAUUGUUCAAUACAUAUUCAGAGCACCUUAUGAACCUAGCGCUAACGGAUAUGACGAGGGAAUACUUAUAAACGGAGAACGAUUGAACAACAUAAGAUACGCUGAUGAUACUGUCAUUUUUGCAGACAGUCUUGAAAGUCUGCAGACACUUGUCUCCGGGGUGGCAGAAGUAAGUAGCAGGUUUGGGCUUGAUUUUAACAUCAAAAAAACCAAAUACAUGGUUAUAAGCAAAAAUAGGAUACCACCUGGUCAAUUACUAGUUAACCAACAACCUAUAACACAAAUCACCAACUUUUGUUAUUUGGGUGCAAACUUAAAUGAACAGUGGGACCAAUCGACGGAAAUUAAGAUAAGGAUCGAGAAGGCAAGAUCAGCUUUCGUCAAAAUGAAAAAAAUCUUUAACAGCCACGAUAUAAAAUUGGAAAUAAAGGUUCGUUUACUAAAAUGCUACGUAUUCUCUGUUCUUUUAUAUGGCGUGGAGUCAUGGACCUUAACUGAAGAAUCACUGAAGAGACUCAAAGCAUUUGAGGUGUGGUGCUAUAGACGCAUUUUGAGAUAGACAGAGAUAGACAGAUAGACAGUUCUGGAUAGACAGAGUAACCAACGAAGAAGUUCUACAUAGAAUGGGUAAAGAGCGCGAACUAGUAACCAUAAAACGUCGCAAACUGGAAUACCUGGGUCAUAUAAUGCGCAAUGAACAACGAUAUGACCUACUUCGGACCAUACUUCAAGGUAAAGUGCAUGGGAAAAGAGGUCCAGAACGAAGAAGGAUAUCCUGGCUGCAUAACCUGCGAAAAUGGUUUAACUUAACCACUACCGGACUUUUCAGGGCAGCAGUCAACAAAGUCAGAAUAGCCAUGUUAGUGUCCAGCAUCCGUAACGGAUAGGCACCAUAAGAAGAAGGCUCAAAAACGCAAAGUCGAUAAACCAUACCAUCCGUACCUUAAGAUAAUGAUCUACCGGUGGAACCAUCAGUAUUGAAUCUGUUACAGACUAACUUUUAAACUGAGAACAAAAUUUGGUGCCUUAAAAUAGUAAUGACCAACUUCCAAUUCCAAUGUUUGGAAAGCUCUAUUUUGUAGAUAUUGUGAAUACUGUCGUCUUCCACGUAAAAAUAAAUGUAUACAUCACAAAAAAAUAAGAUCUCUACUAUAUAACUAAACAUUUUUUAUUGUUGUUUAAGUUGGGUAUAUUUAGUUGGGUAUAAAAUUAUUUUGGGUAGUAUUUGGGUAUAAAGUAGGUAUAUAUGCAUGUAUGUUUUUUUUUGUCGUUUUUGAAACGACUUAUGUACAGAAUAUUUUAGUAAAACUAUUUUUAACAAGUUGCAUUUCGUUUGUUCAUAGAACAAGGGUAUUGUAAUAUAAUUAUCCAACAUAUUGUGUUAAAAUAGUUUAAAAAAGUAGAUAAAGCAACAAAAGACACUUCAGUAGAUGAAUUUGAAUGAAGCAUUAUCGAAUUACACCAUAUGAGCAUACCAUAAAAAUAAUCGGUGUAUUUCUUGUUUGUUAUUAUUUGUUUUAUAAUACUAAAGAUGUAGCUCUAGUACAUCUCAAAAUUUUAUCGUUAGUUAAAAAAUGAAAAUUAAAUAAAAAUAUAUAGUUGUGUGGUUAGUACACUAAAAUUUUCUGUACAUACUGUUUGUUUUUAAUCUAGAAUUACAUUUUUUAGUCAUUUUAAACUAAUAGUUUUUUAGUUAUUAUUUUUAAAGAAUUUAACUAAUUGUAACCCAGUAACAUUAAUUAUACACUAUUUAGUU
Diabrotica virgifera virgifera (western corn rootworm) is the source of this 9668-nucleotide messenger RNA. RefSeq names its product gastrula zinc finger protein XlCGF58.1-like. The coding region runs from base 174 to 2207 and encodes 677 amino acids. The record is from RefSeq and is a predicted model, not a curated record. Gene Ontology annotation, biological process: regulation of DNA-templated transcription. Gene Ontology annotation, molecular function: RNA polymerase II cis-regulatory region sequence-specific DNA binding; DNA-binding transcription factor activity, RNA polymerase II-specific. The transcript is spliced from 7 exons. Lineage: Eukaryota; Metazoa; Arthropoda; Insecta; Coleoptera; Chrysomelidae.